AUGUCAGCCAGAAAGGGCUAUCUGCUCCCUUCGCCAAAUUAUCCCACAGCAAUGUCAUGCUCCGAGAGCCCGGCCGCGAACUCGUUUUUGGUGGAUUCUCUGAUCAGCUCGGGCAGAGGAGAAGGCGGUGGAGGCGGCGGCGGCGGCGGAGGAGGCGGCAGCGGCGGGGGUUAUUACCCUCACUACCUGCCACAAGCGUCCGAGUUGUCCUACGGUCUGCAAAGCUGCGGGCUUUUCCCGGUCCUGAGCAAACGCAAUGAGGGAGGAGGAUCGCCGGGCGGCAUGGUGCCCUCGUCGCACCCUUACAUGUCGGGCAUGGAGGUCUGGCUAGACGGCCCCAGGUCGUGUCGCAUGGAGCAACCGGAUGGUCCGCCGCCCCCGAAUCACCAGCCGCAGCCCCAGCCCCAGCAGCCGCAAGCCCAGCAGAACCAGCAGCAGCAGCCCCAGAACCAGCAGCAGCCCCAGAGCCAUCACCACCAGCAGCAGCCGCAGCAGCAAGCCACCUCUUGCUCCUUCGCUCAGAACAUCAAAGAGGAAAACUCUUAUUGUCUCUAUGAUUCCGACAAAUGCCCCAAAAGUUCAACGGCCCCCGAGCUGGCCUCCUUCCCCCCGCGGGGCCCUCCCGAAGUCUGCGCCCUCAACAGCAGCAACGGCGGCGGCGGGGGCGGGGGUGGCGGAGUGCCGGUCCCGGGCUACUUCCGCCUGUCUCAAGCCUAUGGCACCGGCAGCUCCAAGAGCUAUAACGCAGCGGCCGCCGCAGCAUCGGGGGCGCAGCUGGGCACCCCCCAGUUCCCCCAGCAGCCCCAAGUUCGCUUCGACUCGCCGCCCGCUCUGGCUUCGGUCUCGGCUGAGACGGGCAGGAAGGAAAGCUCCCUAGAGUCGCCUCCGCCCACGGCCUUAGCUUGUGGAUCCCAGGCGGAGGAAGAGACACAGGCGUCGUCCUCCGCGGCAGAGGAACUGUCCCCCGCUCCCUCGGAGAGCAGCAAGCCCUCUCCCGAGAAAGAGCCCAUAGGCAACGCCAAAGGUGAGAACGCGGCUAACUGGCUCACGGCGAAGAGCGGCCGGAAGAAGCGAUGCCCGUACACCAAGCACCAGACUUUGGAGCUGGAGAAGGAAUUUCUUUUCAACAUGUACCUAACUCGAGAGCGGCGCCUAGAGAUCAGUCGCAGCGUCCACCUCACAGACAGACAGGUUAAGAUCUGGUUUCAGAACCGACGGAUGAAACUGAAGAAAAUGAACCGAGAGAACAGAAUCCGGGAGCUCACAGCCAACUUUAACUUUUCUUGAUGAGCCUCCAAACGACCACCAUGUUUUGACGGUGAAAAGAGCCAGUAACCCUUCUUCCUAGGCGCUAGAGAUUCGCACCUGUAUCACCCGGAGUCAGGAGUUUGUUUCCCCCCCCCCACCCCUUUCUCCAUUCUCCAACUAUCUAUAGCAGCUUUUCAAGACGAGAUUUGGGUGGGGAUUGUUUGCUUUGUCUUGUUUUCUGGGGGUGAAUGGGGUGGGCACGCCUCCAAAACAAACAAACAAAUAAAACGGGCAGCCACGUCAAGCGACGUCUUGGGCCGAGCUUGCUCGCCUCUCUUGGUCUCCACUCCUUCCACGAGCCAAGUGUCAUCUCUCAGAGGGCUGCGCGUGUCUAGGCAGGCUCCGAGUCCAGGCGACCCUGGAGACAAGAGUGUACUCAUUGUAAGCGCUAAGGUGUCUGUGGGGGAGGUAACGGGUGAGUAGUCGAGGCUUUCCAUUUUGGUCGCGUUCAAAUCAGAGUUGGGGUGAGGGAUGUGUGUGAGAGAGAGACUGGUUUUUUACCUUGUCGUUCCUAGUUUCUUGCUUUCUUUCUUUCCGAAGAGAAGGUCUUCACCACCACGAACACGCAGGGUGAAAACGAGGGCGUGACUUUGUCUAGGGUGAGAGAGGAGGGAGAGAUGGAGAGAGGGAGAAAGAGGGAGAGAAAGAGCGGAGUUCCUUCUCUCUUUUCUCGGCCAAACUAUCACAGCUUUAAACAUGGAGCAGGAAAGGGAGACCUCUCUUGGCUCCAGCCAAGGUCUUGUGCUGCUCUGGCAUUAAAUGUUCACACUUACCUCUGACUCCUGCUAUCUUCCCUGUUGUAGAUAGUGACAUAAUGUAGUUUUGCUUAUUAUAUUAUGUGGAAUUAGUGGAUUUUUUGUCUCUAAGUAAUGUUACCACUGGUAGCACGUGACAAGCACACACAACUGUCCCUGCCUUAUGGGGAGGGGGGAGUAAAUUUCGCUUUUAUUUUGCUCACUGAAAUUCAUGGAACCCUUCAGAGGACUCUAGCAGAAGGGGUAGAAGAGAGAAAGGGAGACAUUGUUCGGAUUUCCUUUAUACUGUGAAGUUACAUGCAUAAAAGGGUCAAACCUGUAGGUGCAGAAACAAAGAGAAGUCUAAGUACAAAUCUGUAUAAAUGUCUAUUAUUAAAGAAUUGCCAAUACUGUUUGAAGCAAAUGCAUUCUAUCGUUAUUAUAAAUGUUAGUCCUAGCUCUAUUUACUUCUUACCUUAAAUCAGAAUAAAUUAAUAUUGUAAUGCUGCUGU
Dromiciops gliroides (monito del monte) is the source of this 2554-nucleotide messenger RNA. RefSeq names its product homeobox A10 (gene HOXA10). Gene Ontology annotation, molecular function: DNA-binding transcription factor activity, RNA polymerase II-specific; RNA polymerase II cis-regulatory region sequence-specific DNA binding. The record is from RefSeq and is a predicted model, not a curated record. The transcript has 2 exons. Bases 1 to 1287 code for a protein of 428 amino acids. Gene Ontology annotation, biological process: regulation of transcription by RNA polymerase II. NCBI's taxonomy places the organism in Eukaryota, Metazoa, Chordata, Mammalia, Microbiotheria, Microbiotheriidae. Gene Ontology annotation, cellular component: nucleus.